Didymodactylos carnosus is the source of this 1206-nucleotide messenger RNA. NCBI's taxonomy places the organism in Eukaryota, Metazoa, Rotifera, Eurotatoria, Philodinida, Philodinidae. The record is from the annotation of a GenBank genome assembly.
GUGCAAUUUGUCUAGGUAAGAAAAUAUAUUCGUCACGAUAUUAAAAUAUUGUAUUCUUAUUUAUAUUACAACCAAUUGAGCCAUUUACAGACAGUCUUGUAUUAUUUUUAUACCACAUAAUCAGUGAAAAUUACAUAUCGUCGUAAAAGAAUCAUAUAAAAAUCAAAGCAUUAUUUUUUCUAUUGUUUUCUGUCAUGUCUCGUCGACCUUGGCAAGAGAUUUCAAAAGGUAUUAAUAAAGAUUAUCUUUCAACAUUAAUUAAGCAACAUAAUGUUUGUACAUAUCGUACUGAACCAUACAAGAAUUAUCUAUCAAUAACAUACAAAUGUUCAGAAUAUAAAAAAUUGCCCGCGUGUUCAUAUCAGUUAAAAGCCAAACAACAUGUAGAUGGAACAUACCAAUUAUAUUCCUCAUGAUGUCAUAAUCAUCAACAAUGCGCUGAUAGUAAUCGUUUAUUAUCACUUUAUACUAUUAUUAUGUAUUCGUGACAAUAUUCGUCAAAUGACAGAUAAUGAAUUAACAGCUGUACAAAUUAUAAAGGUAAUGAAAGUAUUACAUCCAGAUCUUUCAUUGANAAAAAUCAAAAGUGCUGUUGAAUAUAAACAACAACAAAAUCGUUGUCGUAUAAAAUUCAUUGAAGAAUUAUAUUCGUGGUGUUCUCAACGUAAUACAUAUCCAUCAGUUGAUAAAAUACAUGACGUUGUCGUACCAUAUUUUGAAGCUGUGGAUGUGAAUAAUACAUUUAUUUGUUUAACUACACGUCAAUUACUUUCAACAUGUAAAUAUUCCUCUGUAUUAUAUAUUGAUUGUACAUAUAAAGUCACAGCUAACGAGUUAUCAGUAUUAGUCUUUGGUACAUCAGAUUUCGAUGGUCGAUUUUAUCCUGUGGGUGCAUCGACUAUCAAUAAUCAAGGAUAUACCAUAUCACAUGUUAUGGGGGAUGGUGCAGCAGGUAUUACAGGUGCCAUGUGUGAAUUACCAUUAGCACGUCGUUUAAUGUGCUGGGCACAUGUUAUCCGUAAAGUUCGUGGACAUGGAACAUUAAUUAGAAAUAAAGACAAAUUUUUAUUAGUUGAACAAGAUAUUAUGCAAUUACAACUAUCAUUUAGUGAUCAAAUAUUUAUCACAGCAGCCAAUCUUAUGAUUAAUAAAUGGAAAUUAGAUAAAGAUAUAGAAAAACUCACGGACUAUUUUGAACAACAAUGA